Messenger RNA from Spirometra erinaceieuropaei, 8032 nucleotides. The record is from the annotation of a GenBank genome assembly. NCBI's taxonomy places the organism in Eukaryota, Metazoa, Platyhelminthes, Cestoda, Diphyllobothriidea, Diphyllobothriidae.
AUGACUAGGUGCAGCGUGUUCAUUUUGCUCCUCCUCUUCCUCUUCUCCCUCCUCUUCUUCUUCUUCUUCUUCUUCCUCCUCCCAACCCCCUCCCCCUCUCCUGCUCCUCCUGCUCCUGCUCCUGCUCCUCCUCCUCCUCCUCCUCCUCCUCCUCCAGAGUAGGAGUUUGACUUAGGGUUAAUGCUAAGACGUGGGAAUAUGUUCCCUCUUUUGUAAUUUGGCGCAAAGUCGCCUGUAGUAUGUUUGAAGUACAUAUAACCGCGUUCAGCCCUCCACAUCUGUACAUCUCCUGACCAGCCUUCAUUUCGUAAGAAACAGGGAUCUCUUAGCGUUGCUCUGUAUCAUUUGUAUAUUAUUAGCGUGUUCUGAGCAGACUUAAAUCUUGUAAUUGAAGGGUAAUUCUGACUGUUGAACUACUACUGAUUUUCGAAAUUUUUAACGUGUAUCAUUUUUACAUCAAAUCUUCAUUGUGGGAACAAAUUUAGGUCGAAUUCCAGAAAAUAAAGUGGAAACGCAUGGACAUAUUUGUCAAAUCAACAUGGAAAACUUAGUAGGUUGGAGGCCGAUUAUUACCCUGUGGGUAAGUCAGCCCUUCCUUUGACGCCAAUCGCAAUUGAUGGUUUAAAAGACUGAGCCGAACUUUAGCCGUCCUCGGGCAUCCUGCGUUGCGUACCAGACAGAAAAGAAUAGGUAAGAUUAAUGGAAGGCAAGUCAGAUUGCGCACUACUUAAUCGGCGCGUGUAAGCAAAUGGAAAUCCAAAAUGUCGGUCCAUACAUUCCCUGCUCCCCGAUUUGUCUUUGAAGACCACAGGUGAAUUCCCCGCACGAUCUAAUACAUCUCCCCUUUAUUGGCCUGACGUUUCGGAUUUUCACUCAAAUCAAUCAUCAAAGACAGAGUCAGAUAGCUUUUGGCAACCUUUGCCGUACGUGAAGAGUGUCUCGAAAUACGUCAGUCGCCUUCCUACGCCCCUUGGAAUUGGAGUUGCACACGGACCGGAGGCAACCAUAAGGCGCCAGAUCGUGCGGCCGAAAGAUCCACUAACACGGCAAAAACCAUCUCGAGUCGCUUUUCGGGUCAGGGGAGGUUGUAGGCGCAGCAACAAUCUCGGGCAAACCGGAAGACUACUCCGAACACGGAUAUUUGAGUACGCGGUAGCAGUGAGGUGGAACGAUGUCGACUUCCAGGUUGAGGCUCAUUCGACAGAACACAACCGCUCAUUCCCGUUUGAUAUAACAGAAAUGCUUUUUACAAGCGAAAACCGUGUGGGCCGUGAACUGCUCGAGCCAACGUUUUUUAGUUCUUAAUCACUCAACAGGCGCAAAGACUCCUCCUCUUUAUAUUCGGCACUGAGACUUUGCCUUGGCAAAAUAGUUGGCGGCGAACAGAGCGUGCAGAUAACCGCUUUGCGUCCAACGAUCUUUGGUUCGAAUGAAAUAAGGGCAGUACGUUGAGUGUAAGGUAGGGGAACUCGAGAAAUAUGUGUUCUUGCCUUGCCCCACUUUCUUUUAAUUAAUGCAAAAAGGUUUUCGAUGGGAUUCAGGCCCGUUGAAGCCGGAGACAUCUGUUACGAUGUUGAUGAAGACCUUGCUGUUUACGUUUCCGUGGUUGAACGCCAAACUGGUCACUUUCCAAACUUGAUGGCCAUCCGAACCAUCAGGCGUCGACAGUUCUUGAAAGUUGGCGUCAAUAUAGUGUGCUCGCGUGGGAAGUUCUUCCCGCAUAUGACCACCUAGGUUGACUUCGGAGGCUUUUCGAAAAAAUAGGACCUCAUCACAAAGAUAAAUGCUUUUCCAAAAUGAAUGUCUGCGAUCAAUAUAAGUUUGAGCUAGCAAAAAACGCUCUCUAGUAAGUUUCCUACUUAACAUGGCUUUGACUCGGCGUUUUGCAGAUGGAGGCCGAACUUUUCCAUUCCUUUUCCAACUAUGCGUGAAGAAAACGCUGAGAGGUGACCCCUGCAAAGAGACUUACGGGGCCUAUAAUGGUACUUUUUCAGUUUCUAACGAAUGAAAUCGUCGUCUUGCUUGCUUGUGGACCGUUUUGGUCCACCUUGCUAAGCUCUAGGCACUGUUUAAUUAUUAAUAAUUCUUCAAAGAGCCACCUGACUAAUGUUGAAAACAUUAGCUAACGACUCACGCAGCAGCCCUUCGGCUGUCAAUUUUCGUAUCCGCUCAGGGCCAACUUCCGAUAAGAACCGUUUCGACAUCUUUGCUGCACGGCGUGACAAGGAAAAGUGGGAGUUCGAUAUUCAAGCGCGGAAACCCUGGACCACUAAAAACCUCAACAUCCUUGAGAAAGUUUAAAGAUGGGCGACCAAACAUGUUAGUGGACAGGGCACACUACCCUAUAAAACACGGUUAUCCAAUCUCGGCCUUUUUCCUCUGAGUUACAGGCAACUAAGAGGCCACCUGAUACACACACUGCUUAUUAUGCGCGGUCAGGACUGCUGUCUUUUACCUGCUGACUUCUUUGAGUUAGCAACCACAACGAAACCCCGUGGACAUCCACUCAAAACACGUGUGACUGGCGCCAGGCUGGACCUAAGAAAGAUCUUUUUUUUCAACGGAGUGGUCGGGGUUUUGACUUCUUCGCCUGCAGAUAGCGUCAUAUGCACAUCCAAUGGAGCUUUUCAGCACAAGUUGGUCCAGUAUACCCGCACACAUCAUAAUGUCACCAGACCGAUAUCGUCUUAGCGCUCUGUUCCAAAGGUUUAUUAUUGUUAUCAUGGUACUGGCUGUGUUUCUGUAGCGUCAAUUUUGUUAUUUGAAUAUCCACCCAGCUCCAUUGAAUGUGGAUGUUGCCAUUAGCAUUGUCUCCAUCAGAAACUGAGAUCGCACCAAUAUUUUCUAGCAUAAUUAAGAAUAGACUGACUACUAUACAUGUCAUUUAUCUGUCCGGCUUCGGAAAACAUUUCUAAAGAUGUUUGGCGUUUCCAUUUUCGAAUUUUUGAUAUAACUCGCUUCCUUGUAGCAAACCAGGACUUCAAAAGUUCGACACCUAGACAUUUCGAAAAUGUCUUACUUCAAGAUCUCCGCUUAUUUAACCUAGAUCUAAAAAGGAAGUGAAACAGAAUUCGGACACAAACAGAAUUAACAUUGAAUCCCUGCCCCAAGCGGUAACGGAAAGCGAUCUGCGUGAGUACUUCUCCAAAUUUGGCGUUGUCAAGGACGUCGGAUUGGUGGAAAGGUUUAAACGACUCGAUCGUGGUUUUAUUGUCUUCCGUGACCUUGAAUCGGCAACGAAGGUGAUUGAGUCCCAGCCACACAAAUUAAACAAAAGACAAAUUACCGUAUCUCGCACCGAGGAACCUAGAUCUACAGACACCGGGUAAGCAUUUGAUCUACAAAUAGAAGGAUUUGUGAAUUGGACAAGUGAGAGUUGAUUCUUCUGUAUUUCAGAACUCGUCCGCACUUGACGGCAUUUACAAAAUGAAUUCAUCAACACCUGAGGCAUAGUGCAUAACUUGUAGAGACGCCUCAAAGUGUCGUCACAAUGGAACUGACCACAAUAACGGUGCCUGUUGUAAACAUAUUUUCGUCUCCAAAUUAGGGCAACUCUAAAACCAUUUCCACUUGUCCUGUUUUUUUUUUACAAUCACAUAAUUAAUGGAGCACCUCAAUUCUAGAAGGUGUGAAUGGCAGGAUGCAAGAAUUUUGUAGAUUCAUAGUGCACAGAAGGAUAUGAGGGGAGGAGGGGUUCUUGAAUGGAGGAAGGGAAGUCAUGUGCUGAGACGAUUCUGGGCAUUUUUGUUUUAUUAAGUCCCACCGACAAGAAAAGAUGCAUUUUCUAUCUACAUGUGGAAAAACCUCUAGAUGAACACCACGCGAAGUGCUUAAACGUAGCGGCGGAAUGGUAGGAAGAUAAGCAUGAUUGUCAGUUUUAACCGGCUCUGGUGAUGUGGCUCUGGAUGCCCGUAUCGUGCACAGAGUGUUGGCCUGUCGGGGUAUGUGGUAUGACAAGAAGUUAUUCUUAAGCCACACGUAAGUGGCAGCACGUGGCGCCCAAUCUAUAUAUACAUGUUUGCGCAUACAAUUUCCGACCCAACAAAACACUUUUUGCCAUAUAAUUAACAAUUUUCAGAGCAACCAUUGCGAAUGUAUACUGCGUUGUUUGUACGGUUAAUCACUGCACAAUCCUAUACUACUGGCUGCCUGUUGGAUGUUUGUGAAUAUAAAGCGGUUUUUCCGCAGUUGCUGAUGGAUUUCAGCUCAAAUAUUCAUGUCAAACUUCGGACCGUGCCUGAAAAGGUCUGUUUCGAAAGAUUUACUCCACGUUCGCGCAUUAAUUUCCUCGGAAAUUAAACAAAACAUGAAUGUAGCCUGUCAUAUAGCCUAACUAACUGUCGUCGUUAUUCCCACACAGUUAAGUUAGCAUACCAGCCCUCAUACAACUAUCUAGAGCAGGUGGGUUAACUCAAGGAAUAUCAAGAGAAAUUCCGAAAUGCCUUUCCAUUUCGAAAAGAUUAAUUAAGUAGGGUUGUAAAACUAAUAAUUAUGCGGCAUUAUUCUAUAAUAAUUCAGUUAUUACAGGACUCCAGCUUUCAAACAAACUUCUUUCUGGCUGCAUCCUGAAACCGUACUUCUUAAAAAAUGACUUUUUACGUAACAUGUAUUUUUUGAUUAAUUUUUGAUGAUCUAAGUGAUUCAGUUAUAUUUCAUAUAAAAUGCACAAAAAUUUUCAUUCUUUUGCUCAUUCAGUAGAAAACUACGGCUUCUUCUAAAUUUACAGUCAAAGGAAGGGUGUAAUUUGGUUUUAUAAAACUUUGCCGAUUUCCAAAUAUUUCUGGACCAACCCCACCGUUACACAUGCAUCGAGGGUUCCCAAACUACAAGCCGUAUAAAUUCCGCGUACGCAAAACCAUGCAUUUCUCUAGGGUAAUAGAGGGGGACAGUAUAGGGUUCAUAAAAUUAAACAGGGAAUUUGAGCCACAUCCUUAGCUUUGUAAGCCAUAUUGGUAAAUGCAAAGACAUGACGUUUUAUGAAGGGCCAUUACACCAUAUAAAAUGUUCUCACAAGUGGAACCUUAAAUCGAAUAAUACACUUCCGUCGAGCGUAAAGCAGAAAGAAGACGUAAUUUUCUACCGAAUGAGCAAACAAUUAAAAUAUUUAUGCAUGUUUUCUAAGAAAUAUAAUUAAAUCUUCAAGGACAUCGAAAAUCAAUGAAAAAUGCAUUUUACUUAAGUAGCCAUUUUUUAAGCAGUAUGGAUUUGGAUGCAGCCAGAGAGACUUUUGUUCAAAAGCCAGCUUCCUGUGGUAACUGAAUUAUUAUUAUAGAAUUCUGCUGCAUAAUUGUUAGUUAUAUAGCAAUGUUUAAUUAAUCUUUUCGAAACGGAAGGGCAUUUUGGAAAUUCUGUUGACAUUUCUUGAGUUUACCCACCUACUGCAGAUAGUUGUAUGAUGGCUGGUAUGCUAACCUGAAUGUGUGGGAAUAAAGACGACAGUUAGUUAGGCUAUAUGACAGUCAACAUUCACAAUGGUGGCUCCGAUGUUGGUUAUUGUCCAGGGAACCCAUUAGUGGAAUAUCCAGUGAUCAGGAAUUCACUACCAAUAUUAACCACACUUACAUUCGGGAUGUGAGUUGCGAUUGGCCAUGGUGCAAACUUGUCAAUCACUGCGGCCAAAUGUUGUGGUAAAUAGCCUAGAAGAUCUGUGAUUUUCGUGAACAAACAUGUGUCCGGCCAAAGAAAUGUGAAGAUAAGGGAAUUAUUUGUGCCAUAAAAUUUUGGCCUUCUAGAAGGCCCGACAGGAAAGAGACCAUUUUCGAAUGUGAAUGUGUAUGCCAGCCAGGGGGAACAUUCCCUGAUGGCGUGCUGGGACGCCAAAAUGCAAGGAUGACAAGAGAAAAUCGAAAGCCUGUUGAGCGAUUGUGCUAUUCCGUCACCUGUAAGCCACAUGCCAAUUCAGCGCAGAAAAAAAUAGAAGCUUACUCCUUCAGUUGAGCUAAAGGCUUGCGUCCUGUUGACUGUAAAUGGUAACAUUCAGUGUCACAAAGGAACUUCUUUAACCGACUAAUUCUAAUAUCAGAACGUAGGGGAGGCAGCAGUCUCUAAACCAGAGCAUAAAAUUAAAAUAUUCAUCACGACAUGACAAUUCAGAUAGGAUAUAUAUUAAUGACGCUAGCGGGUAGUCCUUUCUUAUACUCCGAGUUUGUAGAAUGUAUUUUGCAAGCACGUCUGUCCUAGACCACGAAAAAUGUGGCCGACAUAUCGACCAGUGUGUAACCUUGACAUUUUUGUCCUUUUAAACCUAGUUCUGGGAAGGAACUGAGUCAGAACGUGGACCCCAACAAAAUCUACCUUGGAUCUCUGCCUAAAUGGAUAAACGAGUGCAGUCUGCACAAGUACUUCUCCAAAUUUGGAAUUGUCGUGGAUGUAGGCGUGCUAGAGGAAGGUCAAUUCACCGGUCGUGGUUUUGUUGACUUCCGUGACUCUGAUUCGCCAAAAAGGGUGCUUGAGUCACAGCCGCACCAAAUAAACGAGACACAGAUCACCGUCUCUCUCGACAGAAAACCAGGAUCUGCAGGCACUGUGUAAGCCUCUGACCCACUAUGGCGAACAUAUACAAUAUGGCUACAAGGAAUUUUGUUUUUUUUUGAGUUUUAGGACUCAUCUAUCUUUGUCACAUUUGAGUCAUGUUCUACAACAGGUUGAACAUCUGUUAUUAGUCCAAGAGAGGCGUUAGCAACCUGCCAUAAUUUGCUUAGCGUACACUCAUCAAAUACCAAACAGACUGAUCAAAUUAACCGCAGGCGAAUAAGUGGUUUUUGUCCUUAAAAUAAUAAAAUUCGCAAGACAGUUUAAAUUCUAGAGAAAUGUCACAGUUCUAGGAUUUUAGAUGACGAGGUUAGUGAGGUUGUUUUGCAUUGUGUUCAUAUUUGGUCGAAAGAAAAAACGCGAAACAAAUCGAGGGAACACGAAUAACCACAUUAACAGAAAAUUUUAACUUUAACGCAUAUUUAGCAGAAUAUUAAAAAAUUAAUGGCAGGGCGAUAGGGGAAAGCGGGAACGACCUUGAGAGUCAGAAUUUAUUUUGCUGCUCUGCCGAAAGCGCUCCACGGAAUCCGCCAAGCAUGCUAGUCCCUGCACCCGACAUCUUCAUCUCUAGUUAUUUUGAGUCGUACCUGCCACUGCUGCUUGAUGAAAUAAUAAAGAAUGAGACCGAUGGUGGGAUUCGAACCCACAGCGGCAAGGUCGAGGCAUAUGUUCAGCCAACUAUUUCACCGCCCGAGCUACGUAGCUCUGACUGGGAACCGUGAGUUACUUCAAGUGCUACACAUCUAGCUUAAUGUGACCCAUGGAAUUCACCAAUCCUGAUACAGUAAGCUACCCGCCCAAGCUGGAGUUUCUAAGCAGUCAAUCUAGAAUCCACUAUCCAAAAGCCAGACUAACUUUAUUAAUAAUUAUUUUUGACGGAUUUACAUAUGCCUUUUGACUCACAUGCGCGAAAUUUGGCGAUCUCUGUGGAAUAAGAACACCUAUUGGUGAAAUGAGCGUGGUAGUCAGCAGUCAGCUGGCAGAUUCUAGACUGAUUUCUCAGUAAGUUCAGAUUAGGCAGCCAGUCUACCAUAUCAGCUCCUUAGUCAACCGCAUUCGACAACGCCAGCUUUGAGCUCUAAAGCCAAAUGAAAUUUAGUGUAGUUUGAAUCAAUCGAUUUGCGACAUUUUAAUUUCGCCCCAAAGGUAUUUUUGCAUCACACCAUGUGAAAAGAGUCUCUUCUUAAAUGAAUGCAUCAGGCUGCGCAAAUUCUGGAGAAAAUAUACAUUUAACUAUUGGUUCGUCUAUUAAAAUACGACUUCUCUGCUGCUGCUGCCUUCCUAUAGGUCCAUUAACUCAAGCAAUUUACGUCAAAAUCCCCCCACUGAGAAUCCUGCCGUGGACUUGGAGUCAGAAACGUCGCCUCGUUCAGAAUCCCUUGCAGCCUGUCCGGAGGGUGAGACGUCUGGUCCAGCGCUGGAAGUCCACGAUCACUGCUCGGAGGUAUUUGCCAUUGCGGGCCAACAUUCAGGAGUCGGGGAUGAAGCGGAGAUGCAGUAG